AUGCGUCGUGUCCACACCUGCGACGACUAUCAGCACGAUCUGUCAGAACUGUUCCGUAUCGGCGGCAAUUCACCAGACACCAACUACCUUUUCAUGGGUGACUACGUCGACCGAGGAUACUACUCAGUGGAGACAGUAACGCUACUCGUUGCACUCAAGCUACGAUACAGCGAUCGAGUGACCAUCCUCCGCGGAAACCACGAAUCACGACAGAUCACGCAAGUGUAUGGCUUCUACGAUGAAUGUCUUCGAAAAUACGGCAACGCCAACGUCUGGCGAUUCUUCACCGACCUCUUCGACUACCUCCCCCUCACCGCCCUCAUUGACAAUCAAAUAUUCUGCUUACACGGCGGUCUCUCGCCAUCUAUCGACACCCUCGACCACGUUCGCUCAAUCGAUCGAGUACAGGAAGUACCACACGAAGGCCCGAUGUGUGAUUUGCUGUGGUCUGACCCAGAUGACCGUUGUGGUUGGGGUAUCUCACCGCGCGGUGCUGGGUAUACGUUCGGCCAAGACAUCUCAGAGGCAUUCAACCAUAAUAAUGGACUGACGCUCGUUGCUCGGGCGCAUCAACUAGUUAUGGAAGGUUAUAGUUGGGGUCAAGAUAGAAAUGUAGUAACAAUCUUUAGUGCACCAAACUACUGCUACCGAUGUGGUAAUCAAGCCGCGAUCAUGGAGAUAGACGAAAAAUUAUCUUAUAGCUUCCUACAAUUUGAUCCUGCCCCGCGGGCCGGGGAACCUCUUGUGUCGCGCCGUGUACCUGACUACUUCCUUUGA
Messenger RNA from Cyclocybe aegerita, 777 nucleotides. The record is from the annotation of a GenBank genome assembly. Lineage: Eukaryota; Fungi; Basidiomycota; Agaricomycetes; Agaricales; Hemipholiotaceae.